CGCCCUAGUGCUUGCCUCUGCUCGCCUGAGCCAGGGUCUACUCGCCCGUCACGCGUCUCACCUUCUCGUGUACCAGAGAUGGAAUCACAAUGUAUGUGUUUUGGUGUGGAGUCACUGGGCCUGUCAUGAUCAUAACCCAAUGUCCGAUGCAUCUCUUCCCCCCUCACUACGUGACCCACGUGACCCACGUGAGCCACUCUCCAUCGCGCGUGCCCUCACCCAUGCCCUCUUGGCCCGCUCUGCCCCCCUUGCCUUCGCCCUCCACGCCCGUACCAUCUCCCUGGGCCUCGCCUCCUCCCGCUUCCUCCUCACCCACUUCCUCAACUUCUACUCCAAAUCCAACCUCCCCUCCCUUGCCCUCUCCCUCUUCAUCUCCCUUCCCCGCCCCGAUGUUGUCCAAUGGACCUCUCUCAUCUCCUCACAUUCUCAGCUCGGCCGCCCCCAUGAAGCCCUCAAGCUCUUCGUCUCCAUGCUCCGCCUCGCGCCUCCUCUGCCAAAUGACUUCACAAUCCCCUGUGCUCUCAAGGCCUCAGCCUCGGUCGGAGACCUCGGGUUCGGCCGAUUGAUGCAUGCUCUUUCCGUCAAACUUGGCCUCAUGUCGCACCCUUUUGUGUCAUGCGCUGUUCAUGAUAUGUAUGCGAAGUGUGCACGCCCCGAAUUAGCGGCUGCUGUCUUUGAUGAGUCAACGAACCGCACACUUGCAUCAUGGAAUGCUGUGAUCUCGGGCCAUGUUCUUAACACGAACCAUGGUGGUGCGGUUGGUACUUUCUUGGAGCUUAGACGUGAGGGCCUCGAGCCCAAUUCGAUCACGCUGUGCGCAUUCCUUAAUGCGUGCGCUGAUGCUUGCUGGCUUUUUGAGGGCACUGAACUCCAUGCUUUGGUUGUGAAGUUAGGCUAUGAGGCAUGCGUCUCGGUUGCUAAUGGACUGAUCGAUUUUUAUGGAAAGUGUCGUCAACUUGCUUCUUCCAAGGCCGUGUUUGUGUUAGUUCACGAGCCUAAUGAUGUGACUUUUAGUUCGAUGCUUGCUGUUUAUGCGCAGAAUGGAAGAGAAGAACAAUGUCUUGGCCUAUUUUGCGAGGUGCGAAGGCUUGGUGAGCCAGCCACUGAGCACAUGGUGUCGAUCGUUUUGAGCUCGUGUGCACGCAUGGCUGCACUCGCUGAGGGGCGGUGGGUUCACGCCACUGCUAUAAAGGCUGGGCUUGACGAGAACAUCUUUGUUGGGUGUGCACUAGUUGAUAUGUAUGGAAAAUCUGGGAGCUUACAAUGUGCGUGUGAUGUUUUUGAUGAAAUGCCUGAGAGAAAUUUGAUAACUUAUAAUGCUAUGAUUUCGGGUUAUGCACAACAUGGAAAUGUAAGGCAAGCUCUACAAAUUUUCGAGGACAUGAUUGGGUUUGAAAGCAUUAAACCAAAUUAUAUAACACUGGUUUGUGUGCUCUCAGCAUGUAGCCAUGGAGGCUUGGUGGGCACGGGCUUGGCCUAUUUUGAUUCAAUGACAUCUCGUUUUGGCAUCAAGCCAAGGGCCGAGCAUUAUGCAUGUGUUGUUGACCUCCUUGGUCGAGCAGGCCAGCUCGAUCGAGCGCAUUGGCUCAUAAGAACCAUGCCCAUCGAGCCAACUGUGUCCAUUUGGGGUGCACUGUUAGGCGCCUGUCGGGUCCAUCGAAAUCCAGAAUUGGGUCACAUUGCAGCUGUCAAGCUCUUCGACCUUGACCCAAUGGAUUCGGGGAACCAUGUAUUACUUUACAACAUGUACGCGUCAGCUGGUCGGUGGGAUGAGGCUGUGGCAGUUAGAGAUGAGAUGAGAGAAGGGGGAAUAAGGAAAGGGCCUGGUUGUAGUUGGAUCACGGUAAAGAGCACUGUGCAUGUGUUCCACGCGAAGGAGGCCUCACAUGAGAGAAUCAAUGAUAUCCACAAGGUCUUGUCUGAGCUUGGGAGGAAAAUGAAGGCAGCUGGUUAUGUUCCUGAUACCAACUUUGUGCUUUACGAUAUGGAGGAGGAGGAGAAGGAGAGUAUGCUGUUUUUGCACAGCGAGAAGCUUGCUUUGGCCUUCGGAUUGAUUAGUAUUGGAGAAGGAAUUCCAAUUAGGAUUACCAAGAAUUUGAGGGUUUGUGGGGAUUGCCAUAGCGCCAUGAAGUUCAUUUCGAGUAUAGUCGAAAGAGAGAUUAUUUUGAGGGAUAACAAUAGGUUCCACCAUUUUAAGGAGGGUUCCUGUUCUUGUGGGGAUUACUGGUAAAUUCUUGGAGUUUGUAUAGUGGGUGAAUUCCACCACGUAAUGUGAUUGGGCUGUCAGGAUACUUAUCGAAUAUGCGAUUUUCCCAGGGAUUCUGGAAUCCCCAUGCAACGGUAGUUCAAAGGUGGGCAUCUAGAUGAAAGUGGUGACAAAUCUGAUCUAUUAUUUCUCUGUUAGUUUUUGGGACUCUCUCAUUCAGGGAAUCGCUGCUAACUUAUUAUUUAUGGGAACUAUAUGACAUGAAGCACAAUGGGUGCCAUGGAUACUUCUCUACUGUGAGAUUUUUGGAGAAUCAUUGCCAGAAACAACAGUUUGAAAAGUGAGUUUAGGCUCUGUCUAAGAAGGCUGUAACAAGAGGAUUUUUUCCCCUCUGAUAGUUCUUGAGACUUCCCCUUUCUGGGGAUAUAAUGAUAAGCUAAGUUUUUGAGACUUCCCAUUUCUGGAGAUUACUGAUAAGCUAUUAGCUUUUUUAGUGAAUAGAUGUCAUGAAACACAAAUGAUGAUAAUUGCCAGAAAGGACAGUUCAGAUCAUGGUGGUUUUACAUAAUAAGGUGGUUAAAAUUGCUUGUUUUAUCAGACUGAGAGAUUUUGAGACUUAACACAACAAAGUUGACUAAACCACAAGAAAAAUGUUAGUGAGAAUUUCUCACCAUGGCUUCAUUUCCUUAAUUGAGAAUUGGAUCUUCUAAAAUUGCCUGUGAGUGAAGAAAUGCAAUUUUUAAAAGCAUUGCAUUUGAAUGAUCAGAGUAGUGUGAGCCACUCAGUAUCAAGUGGAAAGAUUUUAAGUUUCGAGGUUGUGUAUCUUGAAUGAAUUGAGCUCUGCAAAACUGUUUGGUAUUCUUUGAAGAUAAAGAAGAAGAUUCUUUGGCAUUUGGCUCUUGACUUGGGCAAUAAAAACUGCCUCAAAAUUCAACGUUUGAAUCCUGGCUCAGCGAUCCUUUGGUGUGAUUAACUGUUUAUAUUGAUACUUGGAGUAUGAAGUGUAGAGUAUAAUGGUUGGUGAGGUCCAAAUGUAUUAUAUACCAAGAAAUGGCCAGAAGCAUUUAUGUGCAAUGUUCUUAGACAUAAAACGACCAAUCUGACUGUUAUAUUGCAUUUUAUUCCUUUUUUCUAUUUUUUUUCUGUGGAAUUGAUUCACCCUAGAUGGUCCGAUAACUUUCAUAUGAAACAAUCUCCUAAAUAUUUUUGACAGCCGAACUGGUGGGACCGGAACACAAUCUUUUAUGAUAACUUCAUCCCAAUGAAUGAAUUCUUCCAUGCUUUUGUUUCUUGUUCAAUUAUUGUUUCUGUCUUUUUUAAAGGUCGAGGGGGUUUUGAGCACAAGACACCUCCACAAGGCUCUGUCACUGAUGCAACAACCCUGAAUAUUUCAUUCAGCAUUGUCCCACAACUGGUGACCCCAAUUUUGAUAUUAAGAGGGUGAAGCCACCGACUGGAAUUCCUAAGUCAAUGUUAAUGGCAGCCCAGAUGGUUCAUAUGCUUUGCAAGUGGUGCAGUUGCUGUACUGAAGCCAAAUGAAGCUGCAUUUGAGAAGGAAAUUGAGGGCUUACCUUCAACUCGUACAAUCAGCGAUCUCCCUCCAGAGUUACGGUGUCCCUUAUUUCAAGAAGUUAUGAAGGAUGCUGUUCUCACCAGAAAAUGCUGUUUUAAGAGUUUAUGUGACAAGUGUUAGCCUUUCUCAUUUCUUCAUGUCUGCUUAUAUACUGAUAAAUUCUUCCCACUUCCAAACCGUUUGUAGCAAAAGUUACAGAUAUGAAGAAACUGAUAUUUACCUUAA
Messenger RNA from Amborella trichopoda, 4004 nucleotides. The record is from RefSeq and is a predicted model, not a curated record. Lineage: Eukaryota; Viridiplantae; Streptophyta; Magnoliopsida; Amborellales; Amborellaceae.